GGAGACACCCGCUACACCCGCGCCGCAUCAGAGCCGCCGCCGCCUGAGAGCUCCAUCCGUCCGGCCAGAGUGAGAGGCUCCAACCCGCGCCGAACAUGACGGACGGAGAAGCCGAAGACGAGAUCCAGUUCCUGCGGACUGAUGAUGAGGUGGUCCUCCAGUGCUCGGCGACGCUCCAUAAGGAGCAGCAGAAGCUCUGUCUGGCCGCCGAGGGCUUCGGGAACAGACUGUGUUUUCUGGAGUCCACAUCAAACUCAAAGAAUGUUCCUCCAGAUCUGUCCAUCUGCACGUUCGUUCUGGAGCAGUCUCUGUCAGUGCGAGCGCUGCAGGAGAUGCUGGCCAACACCGAGGAGAGAGCAGAGGGGCUCAUAGACAUGGAGAAAUGGAAAUUCAUGAUGAAGACAGCACAAGGCGGAGGUCACCGGACGCUGCUCUAUGGUCAUGCAGUCUUACUGAGACACUCCUACAGCGGAAUGUAUCUGUGCUGUCUCUCUACGGCUCGCUCGUCCACCGACAAACUGGCUUUUGACGUGGGACUACAGGAAGACGCAACAGGUGAGGCAUGUUGGUGGACGAUCCAUCCUGCAUCCAAACAACGGUCCGAGGGUGAGAAGGUGCGGGUGGGUGAUGAUCUCAUUCUGGUCAGUGUGUCUUCUGAACGUUACCUGCACUUGUCGUAUGGGAACGGCAGUUUACACGUGGACGCAGCUUUCCAGCAGACGCUCUGGAGUGUGGUGCCCAUCUGCUCGGGGAGUGAAGUGGCUCAGGGCUUCCUGAUUGGUGGAGAUGUUUUACGACUGCUGCAUGGUCACAUGGACGAGUGUUUGACCGUCCCAUCUGGAGAACAUGGAGAGGAACAGCGCAGGACGGUGCAUUAUGAAGGUGGAGCAGUGUCCAUCCAUGCCAGAUCCCUCUGGAGGCUGGAGACGCUUCGAGUCGCGUGGAGUGGCAGUCAUAUCCGCUGGGGUCAACCGUUCCGCCUGCGUCACGUGACCACCGGCAAAUAUCUCAGCAUGAUGGACGAUCAAGGGCUCCUGUUAAUGGACAAGGAGAAAGCGGAUGUUAAAUCCACGGCUUUCUGCUUCCGCUCCUCAAAAGAGAAGCUGGACUUCGGCCUCAGGAAAGAGAUGGACGGUAUGGGCGUCCCGGACAUCAAAUACGGUGACUCUGUCUGUUACAUCCAGCACGUGGAUGCUGGACUCUGGCUCACCUACCAGUCUGUGGAUGCCAAGUGUGCUCGCAUGGGUGGCGUUCAGAGGAAGGCCAUCAUGCAUCACGAGGGUCACAUGGAUGAUGGUUUGACGCUCUCACGAUCACAACACGAGGAGUCGCGCACUGCUAGAGUCAUUCGCAGCACCGUUUUCCUCUUCAAUCGCUUCAUCAGGGGUUUGGACACUCUCAGUAAAAAGGGAAAGACAUCCACCCUCGAUCUGCCCAUCGAGUCGGUCAGUCUGAGUCUUCAGGAUCUGAUUGGGUAUUUCCAGCCACCCGAUGAACAUCUGGAGCACGAGGACAAGCAGAACCGUCUGCGAGCACUCAAGAGCAGACAGAACCUUUUCCAGGAGGAGGGAAUGAUCAACCUGGUGCUGGAGUGUAUCGAUCGUUUGCAUGUGUACAGCAGCGCGGCUCAUUUUGCAGAUGUAGCUGGUAAAGAGGCUGGAGAAUCCUGGAAGUCCAUCCUGAACUCCCUCUACGAGCUCCUGGCUGCUCUGAUCAGAGGAAACAGGAAGAACUGCGCCCAGUUCUCCGGCUCUCUGGAUUGGCUGAUCAGUCGUCUGGAGAGGUUGGAAGCGUCGUCUGGGAUUCUGGAGGUUCUGCAUUGCGUUCUGGUGGAGAGUCCAGAAGCUCUGAACAUUAUUAAAGAAGGACACAUCAAAUCCAUCAUCUCACUGCUGGACAAACACGGACGCAACCACAAGGUUCUGGAUGUCCUGUGUUCUCUGUGUGUGUGUCACGGGGUGGCCGUCCGCUCCAAUCAGCACCUGAUCUGUGAUAAUCUGCUGCCCGGCAGAGACCUGCUGCUUCAGACGCGCCUCGUUAAUCACGUCAGCAGCAUGAGGCCCAAUAUCUUCCUGGGUGUGAGCGAAGGCUCCGCGCAGUACAAGAAGUGGUAUUAUGAGCUGAUCGUGGACCAUGUGGAUCCGUUCGUGACGGCUGAAGCCACGCACCUGCGAGUGGGCUGGGCGUCCACUCAGGGCUACGGGCCAUAUCCGGGUGGAGGAGAGGGAUGGGGCGGCAACGGCGUGGGGGAUGAUCUCUACUCAUACGGCUUUGAUGGACUGCACCUUUGGGCAGGCUGUGUGGCGCGGUCAGUCAGCUCACCCAAUCAGCACCUGCUGCGGGCCGAGGAUGUGGUGAGCUGCUGUCUGGACCUCAGCGCUCCCAGCAUCUCCUUCCGCAUCAACGGCCAGCCGGUGCAGGGAAUGUUCGAGAACUUCAACUCGGAUGGACUCUUCUUCCCAGUCGUCUCCUUUUCUGCUGGAGUCAAAGUUCGCUUCUUGUUGGGUGGUCGUCAUGGUGAGUUCAAGUUCCUGCCUCCGUCCGGUUACGCCCCGUGUUUCGAGGCUGUUUUACCACGAGAGAAGCUGAGAGUGGAGCACAGCCAGGAGUACAAGCAGGACCAUGGCAACACACGGGACCUUCUCGGACCCACGGUCACACUCUCACAGGCAGCCUUCACUCCAACACCUGUGGACACCAGUCAGAUUGUUUUGCCGCCACAUCUUGAGCGGAUCCGAGAAAAACUGGCCGAAAACAUCCAUGAGCUGUGGGUGAUGAACAAGAUAGAUCUGGGCUGGACUUACGGAGCUGUGAGAGAUGACAACAAACGUCAGCAUCCGUGUCUGGUGGAGUUUUCCAGACUUCCCGAACAAGAGCGCAGCUACAACCUACAGAUGUCUCAGGAGACGCUCAAGACUCUUCUGGCACUGGGAUGUCACGUCGGAGUGGCAGACGAACGAGCGGCAGAAAAAGUCAAAAAUCUCAAGCUUUCAGCAAAAUAUGAGCUCUCUAGUGGGUAUAAACCUGCACCGAUGGACCUGUGCCACAUCAAACUGGCGUCUACCCAGGAGGCCAUGGUGGACAAGCUGGCAGAGAACGCUCACAAUGUCUGGGCCAGAGACCGCAUACGACAGGGCUGGACGUACGGCAUACAGCAGGACAUUAAGAACAAGAGAAACCCUCGUCUCGUUCCUUACGUUCUUCUGGAUGAGAGAACCAAGAAGUCUAAUAAGGACAGUCUGCGGGAAGCCGUUAGGACACUGUUGGGUUACGGAUACAACCUAGAGGCUCCAGAUCAAGAUCACGCUCGAGAGGAUGUAGGUAAUCUGUCAGCAGAGCGUUUCCGGAUAUUCCGUGCAGAAAAGACGUACUGUGUGAAUGGAGGGAAGUGGUACUUUGAGCUGGAGGUGGUGACGGCGGGCGAGAUGCGGGUGGGCUGGGCGAGACCCGGCUGUCUGCCAGACCAGGAGCUCGGAGCAGACGAACAGGCCUUCGUAUUCGAUGGAUUCAAGGCGCAGCGCUGGCAUCAGGGAAACGAGCACUUCGGCCGCUCCUGGCAGUCUGGAGAUGUGGUGGGCUGCAUGGUGGACAUGAACGAACGCACCAUGAUGUUCACACUGAACGGAGAAGUGCUGCUCGACGACUCCGGCUCUGAGCUGGCCUUUAAAGACUUUGAGGUGUGGGAAGGCUUCAUCCCGGUCUGCAGUCUGGGGGUCAGUCAGGUGGGCCGCAUGAACUUUGGGAAGGACGUGAGCACGCUGAAGUACUUCACCAUCUGCGGCCUGCAGGAGGGAUACGAGCCCUUCGCUGUCAACAUGAACCGAGAUCUGACCAUGUGGAUCAGCAAACGCCUGCCGCAGUUCACCCCUGUCCCGCUCAUCCACGAGCACAUAGAGGUCACACGGAUCGACGGGACGGUGGAGAGCCCGCCGUGCCUAAAGGUCACCCAGAGGUCAUUCGGCUCACAGAACAGUCACACAGACAUCAUGUUUUACCGGCUCAGCAUGCCCAUCGAGUGCUCGGAGGCGUUCGCCCGCUCGCCUGGUGGGACGCUAGCAGCCAACGGCAGCUUCUUCUCCCCUAAGAGAGACCUGGAGGAUUUUGAGACGGUGUCGGAUUUUGAGGUCCUUAUGAAAACACCACACAGCCACAUGAGCUCCAACGGACCAGACAGAGAACGGGACGAAUUCAACAACCACAAAGAUCAUAACCAGGAGAAGCCAUCCAAAAUCAAACAGAGGUUCAUGUUGAAAAGAACGAAGCCGGACAUGAACAGCAGCAGCUCCAGCGCUCGUCUGUCAGAGGAGGUUUUGGCUGAUGAGAAAGACGACUGUGAGAAUCUUAUACAAACAUCAACGUAUUAUUACUCAGUGAGGAUCUUCCCCGGGCAGGAGCCCUCCAGUGUCUGGGUCGGAUGGGUGACCUCAGACUUUCACCAAUACGACACUGCAUUCGAGAUCAGCAAUGUCCGGACGGUCACUGUGACCCUGGGGGACGAGAAGGGCAAAGUUCACGAGAGCAUCAAGCGCAGUAACUGUUAUAUGGUGUGGGCCGGCGAGUGCACUAGUCCCGGUCAGGGUCGCAGUAAUAACGGGCUGGAGAUCGGCUGUCUGGUCGAUACGGCUAACGGCCUCCUCACCUUCACCUCUAACGGCAAAGAGCUCAGCACUUACUACCAGGUGGAGCCCAGUACUAAACUCUUCCCUGCAGUGUUUGCGCAGGCCACCAGUCCAAACGUCUUCCAGUUCGAACUGGGUCGCAUCAAGAGCAUCAUGCCGCUCUCUGCUGGACUGUUUAAGAGCGAGCGUAAGAAUGUGGUUCCUCAGUGUCCGCCGAGACUACAUGUGCAGUUCCUCACACCGGUGCUGUGGAGCCGUGUGCCCAAUCAGUUCCUGAGGUCAGAGGUCACUAGGGUCAAUGAGAGACUGGGUUGGAUGGUGCAGAGUUUAGAACCACUGCAGUUCAUGACCCUCCAUAUACCCGAGGAGAACAGGUCUGUGGAUAUUCUGGAGCUGACGGAGCAGCAAGAUCUUCUGAAGUUCCACUAUCACACACUGCGCUUAUAUUCGGCUAUCUGCGCGCUGGGAAAUAACCGUGUGGCUCACGCGCUCUGCAGUCACGUAGACGAGGCGCAGCUCCUCUACGCCAUCCAGAACAAAUACAUGCCCGGCCUGCUGCGCACCGGAUACUACGACCUGCUGAUCGACAUCCACCUGAGCAGCUACGCCACCGCACGCCUCAUGAUGAACUCCGAGUACAUCGUCCCCAUGACGCCCGAAACCAAGAGCAUCACACUGUUCCCUAAUGAGAAGAAGAAACACGGUCUGCCGGGUAUCGGUCUGAGCACAUCUCUGCAGCCACGCAUGCGCUUCUCCUCUCCCAGUUUUGUAGGUUUUAAUGGCAGUGGAGGUGUCGACUGUUUCCAGUACAGCCCUGAGUUUCCUCUGGAGACGCUGAAGAGUCGUACGAUGGAGAUGCUGACGGAGGCAGUGCGAGAGGGCAGUCUGCAUGUGCGGGAUCCAGUAGGGGGCAGCACUGAGUUCCUGUUCGUCCCGCUCAUUAAACUCUUCUACACGCUGCUCAUCAUGGGCAUCUUCCACAACGGAGACCUGAAGACCAUCCUGCAGCUGAUCGAGCCUAGUGUAUUCUCGCAGGACUCUGGAGCCGAUGGUGGAGGCGGGUCGGUGGGGGAUGGGUGUGGGCGGGGCCAAUUGGAAGGGGGCGUGGUCGAUGAUGGCCUGAGAGGAAAGAUGCCCAAAGAAGGACUUUUACAGAUGAAGCUUCCUGAGCCUGUCAAACUCCAGAUGUGUCACCUGCUCCAGUACCUGUGUGACUGUCAGGUUCGUCACCGUAUCGAGGCCGUGGUCGCGUUCUCUGACGACUUUGUGGCGAAUCUUCAGGAGAACCAGCGUUUCCGCUAUAACGAAGUGAUGCAGGCGUUAAACAUGUCCGCCGCUCUGACGGCACGCAAAACCAAAGAGUUCCGCUCUCCUCCACAGGAACAGAUCAACAUGCUGCUGAAUUUUAAGGAUGAGAAGCAGGAUUGUCCGUGUCCUGAAGACAUCCGUGAACAACUGCUGGAUUUCCAUGAAGAUCUCAUGACACACUGUGGCAUUGAGACUGAUGAUGAUAAAUCAGGAGAUGGAGACAGCGAUUUCACCAUCAGAGGUCGUCUGAUGUCUCUGGUGGAGAAGGUGACGUACCUGAAGAAGAAAAUGACAGAUCUUCCAAAGAAGAAGAAGUCAAAGAAGCCCAGUACACUCCAGCAGCUGAUCUCUGAGACGAUGGUCCGCUGGGCUCAGGAGUCUGUCAUCGAGGACCCAGAGCUGGUUCGGGCCAUGUUCGUGCUGCUCCACCGGCAGUAUGACGGCAUUGGGGGUCAGGUGCGAGCGCUGCCCAAAACCUACACAAUCAACGCUGUUUCUGUGGAGGACACCAUCAGCCUGCUGGCGUCUCUGGGUCAGAUUCGCUCGCUGCUCAGUGUCAGGAUGGGCCGCGAGGAGGAGAAACUCAUGAUCCAUGGGCUCAGUGACAUCAUGAAUAAUAAGGUGUUUUACCAGCAUCCAAACCUGAUGCGGGCACUGGGCAUGCAUGAGACUGUCAUGGAGGUGAUGGUGAACGUUCUGGGUGGAGGAGAGUCUAAGGAGAUCACGUUUCCUAAGAUGGUGGCGAACUGCUGCCGGUUCCUGUGCUACUUCUGUCGGAUCAGCCGUCAGAAUCAGAAGGCCAUGUUCGAUCAUCUGAGUUACCUGCUGGAGAACAGCAGCGUGGGCCUCGCGUCUCCAUCGAUGAGAGGCUCCACUCCGCUGGAUGUGGCCGCUGCGUCUGUGAUGGACAAUAAUGAACUGGCUCUGGCGCUGAGAGAACCAGACCUCGAGAAGGUGGUGCAGUAUCUGGCCGGCUGUGGUCUUCAGAGCUGUGUGAUGCUGAUGUCUAAAGGAUAUCCCGACAUCGGCUGGAAUCCGGUGGAGGGUGAACGAUACCUGGACUUCCUUCGAUUCGCUGUAUUCUGUAACGGCGAGAGUGUGGAGGAGAAUGCUAAUGUGGUGGUGCGGCUCCUGAUUCGCCGGCCGGAGUGUUUUGGCCCCGCCCUGCGUGGAGAAGGUGGAAACGGCCUGCUGGCGGCCAUUGAGGAAGCCAUAAAGAUCUCUGAGGAUCCCAGCAGAGACGGACCAUCGCCAACCACAGAGGAGAGCAGGACGCUGAAUGAUGUGAUGGAGGAAGAGGAAGACGACACCAUUCACAUGGGAAACGCCAUCAUGACCUUCUAUGCUGCCCUGAUCGACCUGUUGGGCCGCUGCGCUCCAGAGAUGCAUCUGAUUCACGCAGGAAAGGGAGAAGCCAUCCGUAUCCGAGCCAUCCUGCGCUCUCUGAUUCCUAUUGAGGAUCUGGUGGGAGUGAUCAGCAUCCCGUUCCUGAUGCCCACGCUGGCUAAAGACGGCUCUGUGAUCGAGCCUGACAUGUCAGCAGGAUUCUGUCCUGAUCACAAAGCAGCCAUGGUUCUGUUUCUGGACCGGGUUUACGGCAUCGAAGACCAGAACUUCCUCCUGCACCUCCUGGAAGUGGGUUUCCUGCCUGACCUCAGAGCCGCCGCCUCAUUGGACACGGCGGCUCUGAGUGCCACAGACAUGGCGUUGGCUCUGAACCGGUAUCUGUGUACAGCCGUGCUGCCGCUGCUCACUAAAUGUGCUCCUCUGUUUGCGGGAACGGAACCGUUCGCAUCUCUCAUCGACUCUCUGCUGCACACCGUCUACCGGCUGUCCAAAGGCUGCUGUCUCACCAAAGCUCAGAGAGACGCCAUCGAGGAGUGUCUGCUGGCCGUCUGCGGGAAACUGCGUCCGUCGAUGAUGCAGCAUCUGUUGAGGCGUCUGGUGUUUGACGUUCCUGUGCUCAAUGAACACACUAAGAUGCCUCUGAAGCUCCUGACCAAUCACUACGAGCGCUGCUGGAAGUAUUACUGCCUGUCUGGUGGAUGGGGGAGCUUUGGAGCCGCGUCAGAGGAGGAGCUGCAUCUGUCCAGAAAACUCUUCUGGGGAAUUUUUGACGCUCUGGCCAGAAAGAAGUAUGACCCAGAGUUGUUUAAGCUGGCAUUGCCGUGUCUGAGUGCCGUUGGUGGAGCUUUACCUCCAGAUUACAUGGAGUCAAACUACGUGGCCAUGAUGGAGAAACAGUCAUCGAUGGAUGCAGAGGGAAACUUCAACCCGCAGCCAGCCGACACCAGCAGUGUUGUUGUUCCUGAGAAACUCGAUCAUUUCAUCAAUAAGUACGCUGAAUAUUCCCAUGAGAAAUGGUCCAUGGAGAAGUUUGCGGUCGGCUGGGUUCAUGGAGAGCAGAUGUGUGAAUCAUCAAAAGUUCAUCCACUGCUUAAGCCUUACAAAUGUCUGUCUGAGAAGGAUAAGGAGGUUUACCGAUGGCCAAUCAGAGAGAGUCUGAAGACGAUGCUGUCUUGGGGUUGGAGCAUCGAGCGGAUGAGAGAGAGUGAUGCGUCGACCCUUCACAACCGCACACGCCGGAUCUCACUGUCCAGUCAGCGCUCCAUAGAGGGAGCUCAUGGCUUCAGCCCACGGCCUGUAGACAUGAGCAACGUCACGCUGUCCAGAGACCUGCACUCGAUGGCGGAGCUGCUGGCUGAGAACUACCACAACAUUUGGGCUCAGAAGAAAAAGCUGGAGCUGGAAUCCAAAGGAGGAGGAAGUCAUCCAUUGCUGGUUCCUUAUGACACUUUAACUGCCAAAGAGAAAUCCAAAGAUAGAGAGAAAGCACAAGACAUCCUCAAGUUCUUUCAGAUCAACGGAUACAGCGUUUCAAGGGCUAUGAAAGAACAGGAUCUGGACACUCCGUCCAUAGAGAAGCGCUUCGCCUACACGUUUCUGCAGCAGCUGAUCACGUAUGUGGAUGAAGCUCACGGACACAUGCUGGAGUUUGAUGCAGGAAUACGACCAAAAGGAGAGAAAAUCCCUCAUGAGCAGCAGAUUAAGUUCUUCGGGAAGGUUGUUCUGCCACUAGUGGAUCAGUACUUCAAGAACCACCGGCUGUACUUCCUGUCCACUGCGGUUCGACCAAUCAGCAGCGGCGGCCACGCCUCCAAUAAAGAGAAAGAGAUGGUGACCAGCCUGUUCUGUAAGCUGGGUGUGCUGGUGCGACACCGGAUCUCAUUGUUUGGAAAUGAUGCCACGUCUAUCGUCAACUGCCUGCACAUCCUGGGACAGACGCUGGAUGCCAGGACUGUGAUGAAGACGGGUCAGGACUCGGUCAAAGCGGCUCUCAGGGCCUUCUUUGAUAAUGCAGCAGAGGAUCUGGAGAAGACGAUGGAGAACCUGCGCCAGGGUCAGUUCACGCACACACGCAGUCAACCCAAAGGAGUCACGCAGAUCAUCAACUACACCACCGUGGCUCUGCUGCCGGUGCUCUCCUCGCUCUUCGAGCACAUCGGACAGAACCUGUUUGGAGAGGAUCUGAUACUGGAUGAUGUCCAGGUCUCCUGCUAUCGCAUAUUGAACAACUUGUACUCGCUCGGAACCAGUAAAAGUAUUUAUGUUGAGAGGCAGCGUCCAGCCAUCGGCGAGUGUUUGGCUGCAUUCUCCAGCGCAUUUCCUGUGGCUUUCCUGGAGCCCAGUCUGAACAAGCACAACACAUACUCCAUAUACAACUGUAAAGGGUCCCGGGAGAGAGCAGGUGAUCUGAUUCCUGAUGAUCUGAUUUCUGAUGAUCUGAUUCCUGAUGAUAUGAUUCCUAAAGAUCUAAUUCCAGGUGAUCUGAUUCCUGAUGAUCUGAUUCCUGGUGAUAUGAUUCCUGGUGAUCUGAAUUAUGAUCAUUUAAUUCCCGAUUUUUACCCUAUUUCUAAUGAUCACAUUCUGCACAGGGCAGUGAAUUUGUUCCUGCAGGGUUAUGAGAAGUCCUGGAUUGAGACCGAAGAGCAUUACUUCGAGGACAAGCUGAUUGAGGAUUUAGCUAAACCAGGUGUAGAGGAGCCACCAGAAGAGGAUGAGAUGACCAAAAACAUUGACCCGUUACACCAGCUCAUUCAGCUGUUCAGCCGGACCGCACUGACCGAGAAAUGUAAACUAGAGGAGGAUCAUCUCUACAUGGCUUACGCUGAUAUCAUGGCCAAAAGCUGCCAUGAUGAAGAGGAAGAGGACGAGGUGAAGAGUUUUGAGGAGAAGGAGAUGGAGAAGCAGAAGCUGCUGUAUCAGCAGGCCAGACUUCACGACCGCGGAGCUGCUGAGAUGGUGCUGCAGACCAUCAGCGCCAGCAAAGGAGAGAUGGGGCCGAUGGUGGCCUCCACGCUGAAGCUGGGAAUCGCCAUCCUCAACGGGGGAAACUCAACCGUUCAGCAGAAAAUGCUGGACUACCUGAAGGACAAGCGUGAUGUGGGCUUCUUCCAGAGUCUGGCGGGUCUGAUGCAGUCAUGCAGGUGAAAAGGUCAUGCAAGAUGACGAAUUCACCUGUGACCUCUUCCGCUUCCUGCAGCUGCUCUGUGAGGGACACAAUUCAGAUUUUCAGAACUACCUGCGAACGCAGACGGGUAACAACACCACGGUCAAUAUCAUCAUCUCCACGGUGGAUUAUCUGCUCAGAGUCCAGGAAUCCAUCAGUGAUUUCUACUGGUACUACUCUGGGAAAGACGUCAUUGACGAACAAGGACAACGCAAUUUCUCCAAAGCAAUCAAUGUAGCCAAACAAGUCUUCAACACUCUUACAGAGUACAUUCAGGGUCCCUGCACCGGGAAUCAGCAGAGUCUGGCUCACAGUCGCCUGUGGGAUGCGGUUGUUGGUUUCCUGCAUGUUUUUGCACAUAUGCAGAUGAAGCUCUCUCAGGACUCAAGCCAAAUCGAGCUACUGAAGGAGCUGAUGGAUCUUCAGAAGGACAUGGUCGUGAUGCUUUUGUCCAUGUUGGAAGGAAAUGUUGUGAAUGGCACUAUUGGCAAGCAGAUGGUGGACAUGUUAGUGGAGUCCUCGAAUAACGUGGAGAUGAUCCUGAAGUUCUUUGACAUGUUCCUCAAACUAAAAGACCUGACGUCGUCGGACGCCUUCAAAGAGUACGACCCCGAUGGCAAAGGCGUCAUUUCCAAACGAGAUUUCCACAAGGCAAUGGAGAGCCAUAAGCACUACACCCAAUCCGAGACGGAGUUCCUGCUCUCCUGUGCGGAAACAGAUGAGAAUGAGCUCUUAGACUACGAAGAGUUCGUCGAACGAUUUCACGAACCGGCGAAGGAUAUCGGUUUUAACGUGGCAGUUCUUCUAACCAAUCUCUCAGAGCACAUGCCGCAUGAUUCUCGCCUCCAAACGUUCCUGGAGUUGGCGGAGAGCGUGCUGAAUUAUUUCCAGCCCUAUCUAGGGCGCAUCGAGAUCAUGGGCAGCGCCAAGAGAAUCGAGCGAGUGUACUUCGAGAUUAGCGAAUCGAGUCGCACACAAUGGGAAAAACCCCAAGUCAAAGAGUCUAAGCGACAGUUCAUCUUUGAUGUGGUCAAUGAAGGCGGUGAAAAGGAGAAAAUGGAGCUCUUCGUGAACUUCUGUGAAGACACCAUCUUUGAGAUGCAGUUAGCAGCGCGGAUGUCUGACGCCGGUGAACGAUCCGCUAGCAAAGAGGACAGCGAGAGGGAGAAACCUGAAGAGGAGACUCCAGAAAUGGGCUUCUUCUCCAUCACCACUGUGAGAACGGCUCUGUUUGCGCUACGUUACAAUGUGAUGCUGUUAAUGAAAGUGCUGUCCAUGAAAAGUCUGAAGAAACAAGUGAAGAAGGCCAAGAAGAUGACUGUGAAGGACAUGGUGACCACUCUGGUGUCCUUCUACUGGAGUGUCCUACUCGGCCUGCUGCACUUUGCAUUCAGUGUUGCGCGAGGGUUUUUCAGGAUCAUAUACAACAGCUUUCUUGGAGGGAGUCUCGUAGAGGGAGCAAAGACCAUGAAGGUGUCGGAGCUCCUGGCCAACAUGCCUGACCCGACACAAGAUGAGGUGAGAGGAGAGAUGGAAGAUGGCGAGAAGAAACCUGUGGAUAAAACUUCACCUGAGGAAGACCUGGCCGACCUGACUGUAGCCACCGAUGAAACAGAUCUGCUGUCUGAUAUCUUUGGUCUGGAUCUGAAGAGAGAAGGAGGACAGUAUAAGCUGAUGCCUCACAAUCCCAACGCCAGCCUGACGGAUCUGCUCAACACACCCGUCCCUCCGCCACCCACACCCUCACCUGAACUCCGCAGACGACACCAUACGAAGGGCUCUUCCUCUUCAACGGACAACAAUGAUGCUGCAGAGGAGACCAAAUCAGUGCCUGAGAAAGCGGAAGGUGAAAAUGUAGAGAAAGCACAGAAGAAGAAGGAGGAAGCGGUGAAGCGGAAGGUCAGACAGCACUAUGAGCCGGAUCUACAGGAGUCGGCCUUCUGGAAGAAGAUCAUCGCUUACCAACGCAAGCUGCUGAACUAUUUUGCACGAAAUUUCUACAACAUGAGAAUGUUGGCGUUGUUUGUGGCCUUUGCGAUUAACUUCAUUCUGCUGUUUUACAAGGUAUCCACAUCCUCUGCCGUGACGGAGGGGAAGGAGGUGUUGUUCAGCGCGUCCUCAGACACCAGCGUGCAAUGGGAUCCUCUGAGCGGCUCCAGCUCUCGGCCCGUCACUGUUCACUUUGUGCUGGAGGAGAGCAGCGGCUACAUGGAGCCCACGCUGAGGAUCCUUGCCAUCCUGCACACCGUCAUCUCCUUCUUCUGCAUCAUCGGCUACUACUGCUUAAAGGUUCCUCUGGUGAUUUUCAAGCGUGAGAAGGAAGUGGCCAGGAAGCUGGAGUUUGACGGCCUGUACAUCACUGAACAGCCGUCAGAAGAUGAUAUUAAAGGCCAGUGGGACCGACUGGUCAUCAACACACACUGGUCCUGACGGUGGGUCUGCUGGCGGUUGUAGUCUAUCUCUACACUGUAGUGGCUUUUAACUUCUUCCGCAAGUUCUACAAUAAGAGUGAAGAUGGAGAAUCGCCAGACAUGAAGUGUGACGACAUGCUAACGUGCUACAUGUUUCACAUGUAUGUGGGCGUUCGUGCCGGUGGAGGCAUCGGGGAUCAGAUUGAAGAUCCAGCCGGAGACGAGUACGAGAUCUACCGCAUCAUCUUCGACAUCACCUUCUUCUUCUUCGUCAUCGUCAUUCUCCUGGCCAUCAUUCAGGGUCUGAUCAUAGACGCGUUUGGUGAACUGAGGGACCAGCAAGAGCAGGUGAAAGAGGACAUGGAGACGAAGUGCUUCAUCUGUGGAAUCGGGAACGAUUAUUUCGACACUGUUCCUCAUGGCUUCGAGACGCACACACUGCAGGAACACAACCUGGCCAACUAUCUAUUUUUCUUCAUGUAUCUCAUCAACAAGGAUGAAACAGAGCACACAGGCCAGGAGUCGUACGUUUGGAAAAUGUACCAGGAACGCUGCUGGGAAUUCUUUCCUGCUGGCGACUGUUUCCGGAAACAAUACGAGGACCAGCUCAAUUAGAAACAAGUGCACACACACAUACAGACACACGUACACACACACACAUACAGUACAUACACUGGAUGGCAGAAUCUCUUCAGUCAAACCACUGACACACAGUGAAUGUGUGAAGUUUUCAAUCUGCGUCUGAAGAGCGUCACUUUCUGCCGUGCAGCGCUUCUUCAUUUCAUUAUGAACUAUUAGAGACGUACUAAAGAGGAGGGGAGCGGGUCGUCGGGACGCAGACGGACUCAUCCGGAUGAACGAUGCACGUUUUUUUGUUGUUUUAGAUGGGGAUCCGGUGCCUUAUGCAAGAUGAAGAUGAGCCGGAGCGAGCGCUGGAACCCCUCAGGACUCUCCUCGGCUGCUCCGUUUCUUUGCGUUUCUUUCUUUUCACUACUUUUAAUAAUGCACCCAUGCAGAGUUACUCUUUAUAUAGAAGAAUAUUCUCCGGAAAGUUCUUUCAUUGCAUGUUUAUUAUGCAAGUUUAAGGAUAACCUUUAAAACGUAACCACGCAAGCUGAUCUAUAUCACACGCAGUUUUUUAGGUUUAAGAACAUUUAAGCUGUCCGACUGCAGUAUUACUGUACAUCACAGACUUUUCCUGCUUCAUUCCAGUCAACAAUUGGUCCAAAAUCGCAUUGGCACUAGAUUUAGUUUGACACCGAAGCAAUACUCAUUGGAAGCGCGGGAUCCUCCCACUACAGAGACUACAUGCUUAAUAAUGCACAGACUUUACCGGAGCGGAUUGGCCAGCUCACAUGACGGACAUUUCCCAUCCUUCAGGAAACCACUGCACUUUCUUUCAUAGCCAUGACAAAGACCAGAUGCUUUUCCUAUUUGUUAUAUACGAAAAAACAAUGUGAAUCAUUGCAAUAACAACAAAUGGGCUAAAAAGAACCAGCCGCAACUAUGUGAGAGAAAUUUUACUCAUGUAGAGAAUUUUGAUAACAAAAAAAACCUCAUCGGAAAAUAACCUGUAAGACUUUAGUGUACCGUGUAGCGUUGUGCGCAUAUAACUGUGUGUGAUCUGUAAAGGGAACUCAAAGACCUGCAUGAUUUUGACAAAUAAAGCCAUUAUUUAUUGAUGCU
Molecule: messenger RNA, 14534 nt
Organism: Danio rerio (zebrafish)
Lineage: Eukaryota; Metazoa; Chordata; Actinopteri; Cypriniformes; Danionidae
Source: RefSeq, a predicted model, not a curated record